Molecule: messenger RNA, 527 nt
Organism: Nomascus leucogenys (northern white-cheeked gibbon)
Lineage: Eukaryota; Metazoa; Chordata; Mammalia; Primates; Hylobatidae
Gene: ADM2
Product: adrenomedullin 2
Exons: 3
Coding region: 44-490 (148 amino acids)
Biological process (GO): regulation of systemic arterial blood pressure; adenylate cyclase-activating G protein-coupled receptor signaling pathway; positive regulation of heart rate
Source: RefSeq, a predicted model, not a curated record
CCCGGCGCCCAGACCGCGGAGGGCUCCCCGAGCCCCGCCAGCCAUGGCCCGGAUCCCGACGGCCGCCCUGGGUUGCAUCAGCCUCCUCUGCCUGCAGCUCCCUGGCGCGCUGUCCCGCAGCCUGGGCGGGGACUCGCGUCCCGUCAAACCCAGGGAGCCCCCAGCCCGGACCCCUUCCAGCAGCCUGCAGCCCAGGCACACCGCACCCCGACCUGUGGUCUGGAAACUUCACCAGGCCCUCCAGCCACAGAGGGGUGCUGGCCUGGCCCCUGCUAUGGGUCAGCCUCUCCGAGAUGGUGGCCGCCAACACUCGGGCCCCCGAAGACACUCCGGCCCCCGCAGGACCCAAGCCCAGCUCCUGCGAGUGGGCUGUCUGCUGGGCACCUGCCAGGUACAGAAUCUCAGCCACCGCCUGUGGCAACUCAUGGGACCGGCAGGCCGGCAGGACUCAGCUCCUGUGGACCCCAGCAGCCCCCACAGCUAUGGCUGAGGUGGGGCUGGGCCACACCCCUGCCCAUCCCAGCCAG